ACCAAAGUAACCAGUUCUAUCGCUCGGCUUUAUCGUCAGAUGAGCAAAAAUCUCUCUGCGUGUCGGGAACCAAAUCGAUGUCAACUCUUGGCCAACGCUAAGCAAUGAGAUAUCCUCGUUCUUCAAUUUUGUAAGCUUCGUCGAUUCUCUCCUUCUGCAAACGACAAUGGCGUUGCGAGCUGCUAACAGUUGCUCGGUUUUCCGCUCUGCUUCGUCCCCGCCUCUCUCUGCCUUCCGAACAUGCCUCUUCAAUGCCAGGAGCUCGAAAUUGAAGUAUAGGUAUCCUGUAUUAUGCCACAAACAACAACGUUUUAGGAGUGGCGGACAGCGAUUCUACUCCUUGUACAGUAUAGUCGAAAACGUUGUUGAAGAGCUCGAAGCUCUGCGCAGGCGAAAGAGAGUUUCUGCUACCGCUAAAAUGGGAUUGGUGGGCAUGGGCAGUGGAGAGCUUACCGAAGAUAAGCUUAUGAACCAGACAUUGGAAAAGGGACGGUUACUGGAGUUCAAGAAGGACUCGGAGAGGGUACUACUGGCAGUUGCUCAGAGACCUGAUGGGAAAAAAAACUGGAUGGUGUUCGAUCAGAAUGGUGUGACCUCAUCCAUUAAGCCACAGCAAGUUACAUACAUUGUUCCAGGUGUUGAAAAUUUUGACCAGACAGAAAUUGCAGACUUCAUUAAGAGAGCUCAGAAUAACUUGGAUCCAACGCUGCUGGAGUUCGCUUGGCUUGAGCUUCUUGAACAAAAUAAGGCAGUGACUACCGAAGAACUAGCUGAGAUGAUAUUUGGGAAUCCAGAACCUCUUGAUAGCUAUUGUGCGCAUCUGUUGUUAUCAAGAGAUGAGUUAUACUUCACUGUUCUGCAGACAAAAGGUUCGCGAUCUUUUUAUGGUCCAAGACCCACUGAUCAAGUUGAAGAACUUCAACGUACUAAGCUUGCAAGGGAGGCCGCUGAAAAUGAGCUACAAAAGUUUGUAGAAUUGCUGAAAUCUGCUAAGGCGAUGCCUUUGAAGGCUAAACCUCCUAAAUCUUCCUGGGUAACUGAAGAGAAAACCAGACACAAGAUUGAGUCUCUCGAAUCUUAUGCUAUUGAUGCUUGCAAUGAUGCUGAACAAAGGAUGACAGCUGGGAUGAUUCUCAAGGCCAUGGGACUGGUGAAAACAGCAUCAUCAGCGGUUAAUCUUCUCAUAGACAUAGGAUAUUUCCCUUGGCAUGUUAAUCUUGAACUUCUGAAGUUAAACAUUCGGACAGAUCAUUCAGAUGAAAUUAUAGCAGCAGCUGAAUCACUUUUACUCGAGGCAUCUGAUGCUGAUGAGGUUAACAGGAAGAAUCUCACACAUUUGAAGGUUUAUGCCAUUGAUGUUGAUGAAGCAGAUGAGCUUGAUGAUGCCUUGAGUGCAACAAGAUUGUCAGAUGGCCGAAUUAAAAUAUGGAUUCAUGUUGCCGAUCCAGCUAGAUUUGUUCGACCAGGGAGCAUAGUAGACAGGGAGGCCAUGAAAAGAGGCACUUCUAUAUUUCUUCCAACAGCCACAUACCCUAUGUUUCCUGAAAAACUAGCAAUGGAGGGAAUGAGUUUAAAACAGGGAGAGACUUGCACUGCAGUUACUGUAUCUGUUGUCCUUCAUUCUGAUGGAAGCAUUGCAGAAUACUCCGUGGAAAACUCAAUCAUCAAACCAACGUACAUGCUGACAUAUGAAAGUGCUUCUGAGCUGCUUAGUUUGAACUUGGAAGAGGAGGCAGAACUUAAAACUCUAUCUGAAGCUGCAACUUUGCGAUUAGCAUGGCGAAGGCAACAGGGGGCAAUUGACAUGGCCUCUUUGGAGACACGGAUCAAGGUAGCAAAUCCACAAGACCUGGAUCCUGAAAUCAAUCUCUAUGUGGAGAACCAAGCUGAUCCUGCCAUGCGACUUGUUUCUGAGAUGAUGAUUCUAUGUGGAGAAGUUAUAGCAACUUUUGGAUAUCACCAUAACAUUCCGUUGCCCUAUAGAGGACAACCCCAAACAAAUGUAGAUACAUCUGCAUUUGCACAUCUUCAAGAAGGACCUGUUAGGAGCUCUGCAAUUGUUAGAACAAUGCGUGCUGCUGAAAUAGAUUUCAGGAAGCCGAUACGCCAUGGGACUUUGGGAAUUCCUGGUUAUGUCCAAUUUACAUCUCCCAUCCGUAGAUAUAUGGAUCUUCUUGCACAUUAUCAGGUAAAGGCAUUCCUUAGGGGUGACUCUCCUCCGUAUUCCCAUGGUCAAUUAGAAGGAAUGGCAUCAACUGUGAAUAUAAAUACUAAAUUGGCAAAGAAGCUCUCAAGCACCAGUCUUCGUUAUUGGGUAUUAGAGUACUUGAGAAGGAAACCAAAAGAAAAUAGAUAUCGGGCAUUGAUUCUUAGGUUCAUUAAAGAUCGAAUUGCAGCCCUGCUGCUGGUCGAGGUGGGAUUCCAAGCAUCUGCGUGGGUAUCUGUUGGAGCACAAAUUGGAGAUGAAGUGCAAGUUCGAGUGGAGGAAGCCCAUCCACGUGAUGAUGUUCUUUCUCUGAAGGAGAUUAUUCACUAGAUAUAUGAGCUUCUCUCUAGUAAAAAACAUUGUAUGACAAGGUGUUGCUCCCUGAAGUUGCACGGGUUGAUGCCAUGAGGAUUCGCCAAAAGACACAUUUCACAAAUCUCACCCCUAUAGCCAGUCAGAAUGUGGAAAUUGGGAGGUUAAGUGGGAAGUACUUGAAAGGUUUCUACCCUUGGGCUAGAUUUGUAAUUUCCUUAGGUUGGUUGUAAAUGGGUUAUCUUUAGUGAAGGAAUCAGAUCAAUAUUAUUGUUGCAUGAAGCUAAUAAAAGGUUGUAGGUGCCCUCUUUUGGAGAUCAAUUGAAAUGCGGAAAAGAAGAUGACCAGAUGGUUGCUGUUGCUGAUUCAUUACUGUCUCAUAAUCCCCUUCAAACGUAUGAGCGUGGGUAUGUUUCAUAUUGUCUUUGUUUGCUUUACUAUAUAAUUCUGGAUAACUUGAUGGUAUCAUAAAAUUUGAUUAUUGAA
Molecule: messenger RNA, 3004 nt
Organism: Cucurbita maxima (winter squash)
Lineage: Eukaryota; Viridiplantae; Streptophyta; Magnoliopsida; Cucurbitales; Cucurbitaceae
Product: ribonuclease II, chloroplastic/mitochondrial-like
Exons: 15
Coding region: 167-2536 (789 amino acids)
Biological process (GO): mRNA catabolic process
Cellular component (GO): P-body; exosome (RNase complex)
Molecular function (GO): 3'-5'-RNA exonuclease activity; RNA binding
Source: RefSeq, a predicted model, not a curated record